Molecule: messenger RNA, 2688 nt
Organism: Egretta garzetta (little egret)
Lineage: Eukaryota; Metazoa; Chordata; Aves; Pelecaniformes; Ardeidae
Product: dual specificity mitogen-activated protein kinase kinase 3
Exons: 15
Coding region: 1-1287 (428 amino acids)
Biological process (GO): protein phosphorylation; MAPK cascade
Molecular function (GO): ATP binding; MAP kinase kinase activity
Source: RefSeq, a predicted model, not a curated record
AUGGCGCCAGGGCUGGGAGCCAUCUCCAGCCGUGCCUGGGGACGCCGGCGGAGGAUUGGCGUAGCAUGCAAUGUGCUCGGGGACAGCAGGGUCGUGCCCUGCGCUUGCAAUGACACCUCAGGUGCCACCAGCGCCGAGGGUGGCUGUCGAAGCCGGUCCCACCAGUCCUUGCAGGCCCGCGUCCAGCUGCACGUUUGCAAAAGCCUGAGCUGGGCCCGGGAGGAUUUUGGGGAAGCAGUCGGGCUGACAGCAAAAGAUUCCAAAGGAUCCUUGGAGCCGCACAAACCAGUGAAAAGCAAGAAGAAACGGGAACUGAGGAUAACAUGUCCCCCCAUCAAACAGCCCGUUGCCAACACAACGCCCCCAAGGAACUUGGACUCCAGAGCGUUCAUUACCAUUGGAGAUAAAAACUUCGAGGUGGAAGCUGAUGACCUGGUGGCAAUUUCGGAGCUGGGCCGUGGGGCCUACGGCGUGGUGGAGAAAGUCCGACACGCACAGAGCGGCACCAUCAUGGCCGUGAAGAGGAUUCGAGCAACAGUGAACACUCAGGAGCAGAAGAGGUUAUUGAUGGACUUGGACAUCUCCAUGAGGACAGUUGACUGCUUCUACACAGUCACCUUCUACGGAGCCCUCUUCCGCGAGGGCGAUGUGUGGAUCUGCAUGGAGCUCAUGGACACUUCCCUAGAUAAAUUCUACAAGAAAGUACUGGAGAAGAAGAAAACCAUCCCUGAAGACAUUUUGGGGAAAAUGGCCGUGUCUAUUGUACGAGCUCUGGAGCAUCUGCACAGUAAACUGUCCGUAAUCCACAGAGAUGUGAAACCUUCUAAUGUGCUGAUCAACAAGGAGGGACAUGUGAAAAUGUGCGAUUUUGGGAUCAGCGGCUACUUGGUGGACUCUGUUGCAAAGACCAUGGAUGCCGGCUGCAAACCGUACAUGGCUCCGGAAAGAAUAAACCCUGAGCUGAACCAGAAGGGCUACAAUGUGAAGUCGGACGUCUGGAGCCUGGGGAUCACAAUGAUCGAACUGGCCAUCCUUCGCUUCCCGUACGAGUCCUGGGGGACCCCCUUCCAACAGCUCAAGCAAGUGGUGGAGGAGCCUUCGCCCCAGCUGCCCACCGAUCGCUUCUCCAAGGAGUUUGUGGACUUCACAGCGCAGUGCUUAAGGAAGAACCCUGCUGAGCGAAUGAACUAUUUAGAACUUAUGGAACAUCCUUUCUUUACCUUGCACGACACCAAAGAGACUGACAUGGCCUCCUUCGUGACAGAGAUCCUUGGGGAAGACUCCUAACUCAAACUUCACGGCUUCGUGCGGUCCCCUCCAUCCUGGCUUCCCUACAGAAAAGCGAAUGAGGACUCGAGUUAACGGUGGUUUGCACAAAUCGCACCUCCCCAACCCAUGGGCAUCUCUGGCCCCAUCCGACCUCGCAAUCUCUUUUUUUUUUUUUUUUUUUCUUCACCCUGUAAAUCAAAUCCCCCAGGAUGAGCCUUUUGAAGCCAACACUUUUCCAACUAAAGCCACGGAGACUGAAGGCUCAGGAGUUCCCUGAUGAUGCCAGCGUAUCCCUCCUGGGGAGAGGACUGUGCCCGUGGUGCCUGAGCAGGGCCAGGGCAGAGGGUGCCAGAGGGCACCUCCCCUCCCCAGCAGCCUGGUGCACAGUGCAGGGGGCUUGUGUUUCUUUGCUGCCUGGGGAAGGCAGAGAGGAAAAAAUGCUGCUGUGCUUGCCCCACUCUUCUGCCCUGCCUGCCCAAAUUCCCUUCCCCGGCACCUGGUCUCGCUCGCCGUCCCUUUGUGCCUGACUCUCUGCCCCCAGGAGCCUAUGCAGCUUUUUAGGGGACCGUGGGGCUCCCUGGGCAUGCCACUGUUCACACCAGAGGCUGCUUUAAUGCGUGCCUCGACAUCUUCAUGACCCUUUGAGGCAGCACUAGACUGGGUGUCCCCCUCCCUCAAUCGAUACACUGCUCCCUUGCUUGGGGGGGGGAGGGAAGGCAUUUUUCGAUGAGCCCACCUUGAUGCAAGCUGCGACCCACGUUCUCCACACGCCUGCCCACGGGACUUCAGCACACACUGCUCCCUUCCCCACACGGGCACGGGGUGAUGGAGAGAUGAGCAGGUCCCCAGGCGCUGCCUCUCUCCCCUCCAGCCCUGGGCUGGGAGGACGCAUCCCCUCUCCGGGCACUUUUGCAGCCCCUGCCUCCAUCUUCCCUGGCUCCUGGAGAAAACGUUGCUCCAUCUCCCUUCCAACCUGGAGUUCACGUAAGACCUCGCACUGUGACACCUGCUCGUUUCGGAGGCCGUACUUGCACCCCUCGUGUCCCCAAACUGCCUUCGAACCCUCCAGCUGCCCGCCGAGGUGUCAGCCGAGAUCAAAACCCCAGCGACUCGCACGGGGGCUGCAGACAGUUGUACAUUUUUAUGUCUAUAUAUAAUGGACUUUGUAACAUGUUGCCUAGUUUUAAUCUAACUUGCUAUAAAUUAAAGCCCUUCUGUGGGGGAGGAGGGAGGGAGCAGUUCCUUCUCCGCGAACAAAUCCACUGUGAAAACCUGAUGUGUUUCCCCGCUCUCCCACCCUGAGCACUCGGCCAGGAGCUAUGGGAGCAAAAGGGAUUUCUGUCUUCUGCUGUAUAGGAUCACGGGAUAAAUGCACCGGCUGUGGAUUUUGUUGGGUUUUUUUAAUGGAUUGAGUUUUCA